AUGUCUACUCCACCAAGUCCGUCCACAGCCUCUCCCUGGGUCCUCCUCGCCAUCACCAGCGGCACCUUCGCGGCAUUGAACGGUGUCUUCGCAAAACUAACAACGGACAAUCACACCACAUCAUUUGCCCACUCCAUCGCCCACCUAUUUGGUUUAGAAUCUUCUCCUUUCCUCGAAUUGCUCGUGCGAGGUGCCUGUCUGGGCCUCAAUGUGCUAUGCAAUAUCAUCAUGUGGGCGCUUUUCACGCGUGCAUUGACGGCCGGCCCUUCGACGACUAAGGUUUCCAUUACGAAUACGGCUUCUAAUUUCUUGGCUACGGCGAUGCUGGGCAUGGUUGUUUUCCAAGAGGCGGUUGGGGGGUUAUGGUGGUUGGGUGCUGGGAUGAUGGGGGCUGGAUGUAUUCUGGUUGGAAUGCGGGAGGGGGCUUGA
Penicillium olsonii is the source of this 429-nucleotide messenger RNA. The record is from the annotation of a GenBank genome assembly. Lineage: Eukaryota; Fungi; Ascomycota; Eurotiomycetes; Eurotiales; Aspergillaceae.